GUAUACCUCGAAUUACAAUAGGUUAAUGUAAAUUAUUUGUACAAAAACCCAUUUCAUUCACAAUUAUUCGAAGUGUACUUCAUAUGAUCACUAGUUUUCUCAUCUAUUUUCUCCAAUAACUGCUGAAUCAUAUAUCAUUUUGAAUACUUGUCAAAUGAGACUGAGAAUGAAUCAAAAAUCUAUUGACCGCAAAGCUAAUGCUUUGAAAUAUGUGAGUUUAGUGACACUAACACUGCAGAAUGCUAUUCUUGGUCUUAGCAUGCGUUAUUCCCGAACUAGAAAGGGCGAUAUGUACCUUGCUUCAACAGCUGUUUUAAUGGCUGAAAUUGUCAAAUUGGUAACCUGCUUGGGGAUUGUGUAUGUGGAUUCUGGUGGUAUCAUCAAACUUUUUGAAGCUUUACGUGAUUAUAUCAUUAAACAACCUAUUGAUACACUGAAAGUAGGAGUCCCAUCACUUCUUUAUGUGAUACAAAAUAAUCUUCUCUAUUUGUCUGCAUCACAUUUAGAUGCUGCAACCUAUCAAGUUACAUACCAGUUGAAAAUCUUCACUACUGCGAUAUUUUCUGUUCUAAUUCUCAAGAAGCAACUUAUAGUAACUCAAUGGCUAUCUCUAGUGUCUUUGAUAGGUGGAAUAGUUUUGGUACAGCUCGCUCAAGGCCACACACAAACUAAAGUUCUUAAUGGUAUGGAACAAAACCCUGUAAUUGGCUUUCUUGCUGCUUUGGGGGCUUGUUGUUUAUCAGGUUUCGCUGGCGUUUAUUUUGAAAAAAUUCUUAAAGGAAGUAAUAUUUCUGUUUGGAUGAGAAAUAUUCAGCUGAGUCUGUUAUCAAUACCUAUAGGGCUAAUAACUUGUUUUGCAAAGGACGGUUCGAACAUUUUGAAUCAGGGAUUCUUUUUUGGUUAUGAUAGUUUUGUCAUAUAUCUAGUGAUCCUUCAAGCCACAGGUGGCCUAUUAGUUGCACUGGUAGUUAAAUAUGCCGAUAAUAUUCUCAAAGGUUUCGCCACAUCUUUAGCUAUAAUAAUUUCAUGUGUUGCAUCCAUGUAUUUAUUUGAUUUCCAUCUGACUGUAACAUUUUCCAUUGGUGCAAUUUUGGUUAUAUUUGCUAUAUUUUUAUAUGGAUACCAGCCCAAAAAGAAGUACAGUACACAAGGCCCCAUUACAGCAGAAAAAGUGUAGUUUCCUACUAGAGGCCAUAUGAUUAAAACUGAUUAUGUGCCACUCUUGUAAAAAUCAUUAAUCGUACUUAUCUCUGCCUGAGAUGUCUUAUUAAUAGAAGUAUAUUUUAAAGUAUUAGAAUGCAUUUCAAUACAUGAUUCAGAAAUGACUCAAUUGAAGUCAGUCAGUGGUUGUGAAAUGAUUAUGGAAUAUAACAUUUUUUACUUCUUUUCAAAUCUGAGAUUAAUUGAAUAAAAUGUAUAUAUAGAAACGUAUUCAUAAGUUCAGUAUUGUAAGUUGCAAGAAAAAUUUCUAUAAUUUAUCCUGAAAACAAUUAUUUAGUAACUGCAUCAGCAAUAAUGUAAAAAAUUAUAAUUGAUCUUCUUGUUUAUUUUUGAAGAACUUAAAGAUAAAAUUAUAUAAGAUUGAAAGUAAAAAAAUUGUAUGAAUAUUUUACAUCUUCAAUUAUACUUAUGAAUUUAA
Messenger RNA from Harmonia axyridis, 1639 nucleotides. RefSeq names its product UDP-N-acetylglucosamine transporter. The coding region runs from base 155 to 1177 and encodes 340 amino acids. The record is from RefSeq and is a predicted model, not a curated record. Gene Ontology annotation, molecular function: UDP-galactose transmembrane transporter activity. Gene Ontology annotation, biological process: pyrimidine nucleotide-sugar transmembrane transport. The transcript has a single exon. Lineage: Eukaryota; Metazoa; Arthropoda; Insecta; Coleoptera; Coccinellidae. Gene Ontology annotation, cellular component: Golgi membrane.